Messenger RNA from Abrus precatorius (Indian licorice), 2125 nucleotides. RefSeq lists its product as uncharacterized. Lineage: Eukaryota; Viridiplantae; Streptophyta; Magnoliopsida; Fabales; Fabaceae. The coding region runs from base 1027 to 1698 and encodes 223 amino acids. The record is from RefSeq and is a predicted model, not a curated record. The transcript is spliced from 8 exons.
AGAAACUUUUCAACAAGUAUUUAUAGGAAAAGAAAAUAAAAUGGAUUAAGGAAUUAAAAUGAAAAAAAAGUAAAAAUUCAUAAGUUAAAAUUUACUUGUGCCCCUCAACUUAGUAAUGAUGUUUUUCUGUUUAUUUAAUGUGAAAAAAAAAGGAAAUCAUUGAUGCAGCAUCUUAUGUCCCGCCACCUCCCUCAGAGGAGCAAAAGAAGAAAAUUGCUAAGAUAAUCACUUGAUGGUGAAGGGCACGUAACUGACAACUGUUAAUCAAAUUUGCACUUUUGAAGUGCUGCCAUAGGAGAACAGAAAUGGCUCAAAAGCAAGAAGGUGCUUUCAGAUAAGAAGGCGUUCAGAAGAAGUAAAAAUAGCUGGGACAAAUUUGUUGUUUUCCGGAAUCUUGAAAUUGUUGUAUCAUUUUAGGUGCACAAGCUCAAUCCUCUGAUACUACCAUACCACAGACACAUUUGAUGAGUUGUUGAAUAUAACAAGAUUUGGAAGAACAUAACCCAAUAAUCAACCAGUCUGCUGGAACAACAUCAAAAGUGGUCUGUGGCUGCCUAUCGAUAAUUGGCCAAAAUUGUGAUGUAGCCAGGAUUUUAACCGAUAUGAUCUUUUCAAAUAGAAAUAUCAUAUAUUGGUUUAAUCUUUAAUGUGUCCCUGGACUGCUUGAGUCCCCCUUUUAAGGGCUUUUUGCAUGUCUCCCGACUGAUAUAUCAAAGAUCUGUAGUCAUUGUAGAUCAACAACCUGAAACGUGCUUUAACAUAAAAAUAUAUUGAUGGUAAUACAUAAUGAGCUACGAGGGCAAGGAAUUUUGUUAUUAAGGUAGCUGGGAAGGUUGGUUCCUUAGUUGAUUAGUAUUGAUACAAUUCUGUGAUAGUAUUUUACUAUUUUUAAUUUUGGCCAAGCAGGUAGAAGAACAAUACUGUCUGUAUAAACCCAUUAUGUUAAAUUUUAAAAUUUGGUGCGUGUUGCUGUCAAUCUCAAUUGUUCCAGCAUUUACAUGAUAGAUAUAAUAUCAUUGGACUCUGAUGAUGAAAAAGAGGAUACAACAGAGGAGAAGAAAGGAAAUCCAAGAAAGUAUAGUAGGUCAAGCAACAAACCCUUUGUUUUACAUCCAGAUGAGAAACUUGAAGGGAAGAAGAUCAAACAUAUGCAUGCUAGAAAUGAGUACAACAGAUAGCUUCUGCUUCCAGAGCUCAACAGUCAGCUAUGGGGGUUCAAAUGGAACAUAUUAUACUUCCUCAAGGACAAGGAGGACUGGGAGUGACGGAGUGACCUUUGAAGAGAGCAAGGAGGCUGAUAGUUCCACAAGGGAGUCUUCUUACACAAUUUCUAGAGGGAUUCGUGGCAAGGGACAUUCUCUCUCUCGGAAACUUAAUUCAGAUGGUAAGGUAGAUACUAUGCAAACUUUGCGCAAUAUAAAUGAAGAUGAACUUACUGGCUCUGAAGAAGAAUGGAAAGGAAAGGGUCAAAAGUAUAUGCCUGGAUGGAGUGGGAGUAUUGAAGCUGGGCGUAAUAAUGGACAAGCUGAGCUGGCCAGGCAAGGAGGUUGGGCGCUUCUUUCUACAGAGUAUACUCAUCCUGUGGGAACAACUUCUGAAGUUAGUGAUAAAGUUGGUUCUUCUCAUGCACAAGAGAGACCAAGGAUAGAUUCAAGUGGUAGGAGUGCAUAUCAUCCAGGAGGGCGAAGCCGAAAUUAAGGCAACAGCGACUCUGCAUCAUGGUUUUCCACGUUAUUACCUGUUAGUGUGUUUCUUCUUUCCUUUCCCGCGAGGACUAUGAUGAGUCUGGCCGUUUUAAUGUUUUGGAAGGAUGUAUUCAUUUAAAUCAUAACGAUGAUGCCAGGGUCUGAGGCCUGCAUUAUGACCUGACUAUAUGACGAAAUUAUAGUACAUGUUUACUGCCAAUCAUGUUGCUUGUGGUAUUUAGUUGUCUUCUGUGGCGCUCGAGAUGUUGUAUUGCCCUAUGCAAUAUUUAUGCCAUACAGAUUGUUAUUAAGGUAGCUGGGAAGUGAGUAUUGAUACAAUUCCGUGAUAAUAUUUUUAAUUUUAGCCAAGCAGGUAGAAGAACAAUACUGUCUGUAUACACCCAUUAUGUUAAAUUUUAAAAUUUGGUGCGCGUUGCUCU